Molecule: messenger RNA, 2083 nt
Organism: Mastomys coucha (southern multimammate mouse)
Lineage: Eukaryota; Metazoa; Chordata; Mammalia; Rodentia; Muridae
Gene: Hdac1
Product: histone deacetylase 1
Exons: 14
Coding region: 109-1557 (482 amino acids)
Molecular function (GO): histone deacetylase activity
Source: RefSeq, a predicted model, not a curated record
GGAGGGUGGGCGGGCCUACGAGGCUGGCCCCUCCCCCGGGUCGGACGCCGUGAGGAGCCGCGGGCGGGCGGGCGGACAGACUGACGGGAGGGCCGGGCGGCGAGCAAGAUGGCGCAGACUCAGGGCACCAAGAGGAAAGUCUGUUACUACUACGACGGGGACGUUGGAAACUACUAUUAUGGACAGGGGCACCCCAUGAAGCCUCACCGCAUCCGCAUGACUCACAAUCUGCUGCUCAACUAUGGCCUCUACCGAAAGAUGGAGAUCUAUCGCCCUCACAAAGCCAGUGCUGAGGAGAUGACCAAGUACCACAGUGAUGACUACAUUAAAUUCUUGCGUUCCAUUCGCCCAGAUAACAUGUCUGAAUACAGUAAGCAGAUGCAAAGAUUCAACGUUGGUGAGGACUGUCCGGUGUUUGAUGGCCUGUUUGAGUUCUGUCAGUUGUCUACGGGUGGCUCUGUCGCAAGUGCUGUGAAACUCAAUAAGCAGCAGACGGACAUCGCUGUGAACUGGGCUGGGGGCCUGCACCAUGCAAAGAAGUCUGAAGCGUCUGGCUUCUGUUACGUCAAUGACAUCGUCUUGGCCAUCCUGGAACUGCUAAAGUAUCACCAGAGGGUGCUGUAUAUUGACAUUGAUAUUCACCAUGGCGAUGGCGUGGAAGAGGCCUUCUAUACUACAGACCGGGUCAUGACUGUGUCCUUUCAUAAAUACGGAGAGUACUUCCCAGGAACUGGGGACCUACGGGAUAUUGGGGCUGGCAAAGGCAAGUACUACGCUGUUAACUACCCACUGCGAGACGGCAUUGAUGAUGAGUCCUAUGAAGCCAUCUUCAAGCCAGUCAUGUCCAAAGUGAUGGAGAUGUUCCAGCCUAGUGCAGUGGUCUUACAGUGCGGCUCAGAUUCCCUGUCAGGGGAUCGGUUAGGAUGCUUCAAUCUGACCAUCAAAGGGCAUGCCAAGUGUGUGGAGUUCGUGAAGAGUUUCAAUUUGCCUAUGCUAAUGCUGGGAGGAGGCGGCUACACCAUCCGUAAUGUUGCUCGGUGCUGGACUUACGAAACAGCUGUGGCCCUGGACACAGAGAUCCCUAACGAGCUGCCAUACAAUGACUACUUUGAAUACUUUGGACCAGAUUUCAAGCUUCACAUCAGCCCUUCCAAUAUGACUAACCAGAACACUAAUGAAUACCUGGAAAAGAUCAAGCAGCGGCUCUUUGAGAACUUGAGAAUGCUGCCCCAUGCCCCUGGGGUCCAGAUGCAGGCCAUACCUGAGGAUGCCAUCCCAGAAGAGAGUGGUGAUGAGGACGAGGAAGAUCCUGACAAACGCAUCUCCAUUUGCUCCUCUGACAAACGCAUUGCCUGUGAGGAAGAAUUCUCGGAUUCGGAUGAGGAGGGAGAAGGUGGUCGCAAGAACUCUUCUAACUUCAAAAAAGCCAAAAGAGUCAAAACAGAGGAUGAGAAAGAGAAAGAUCCAGAAGAGAAAAAAGAAGUCACAGAAGAGGAGAAAAUCAAGGAGGAGAAGCCAGAAGCCAAAGGGGUCAAAGAAGAGGUCAAGUUGGCCUGAGCAAGAUCUGCAGCUCCAUCUUCUCCCCAAGUUCCUCACUUUCCCUCAAUUUCUCAGAUUUUAUAUUUUCUAUUCCUCUGUGUAUUUAUAUAAAAUAUAUUAAAUAUAACGUCCCCAGGGACUACUAGAUAGGAACCAGGGACCAGAGCACAGGGCAGUGGUGCUGGGAGCACUCUUCUCAGAGAGGGCUACCUUGUCCAUCCUGCUCCCCGGUCUGAGUGGAGAGAAAACCAGAAGACAAAAUCUUGAACUGCCAAGUGCCUGCUUAGGAGCUCUGUUAAGAUGCCCCUAUUAAACUUUUUAGAAGGGGUGGCUGGAUCUUCUAGGACCCCUUUUCAGGCUUGGGUAAUAUCAGCUAUUUUUAGAUUGGUUCUGUUUAUACCUUCCCACCCAUCCUGGGCAAACAAAAAAAAAAUUGACAUUGCCCUGUCUUCCCCAAUUCUGUAGGUGGAGGUUGUUAGCUUCCUUUUUGAGAUAUUUUCAUUUUGUGAGACUCUUUGUAAUAAAACAGCACAUUUCUAUAUCC